Eruca vesicaria subsp. sativa (arugula) is the source of this 1106-nucleotide messenger RNA. Lineage: Eukaryota; Viridiplantae; Streptophyta; Magnoliopsida; Brassicales; Brassicaceae. The record is from the annotation of a GenBank genome assembly.
CAUCUUUAACACAUAAGUUAAUCACACUAGUUCCUGGAUAAGAACAUUCGAACAAAUACCAACACACACAUAAAGAACAAGAAGAAGAAAGAAUGUUUUCAAGGCUGUUCAAGGCUGGUGAAAAGGUUCUGUUCAAUCUUGUUAACAAGAAAGACUUUCACAUGGCUUCGAGCAACACAGAGAAUCCUCCUCCCAAAGUUCAAGAGCUCUACGAACUUUGCAAAUCCACUUUCACUGGGAAAACUCCUUCUCCUACUUCUACUCCUGUCCAAAAACUCUGCUCUCUCUUAGAUUCAGUGAGUCCUGGAGAUGUUGGGCUUGAAGAGGAAGCUCAAGAUGAUGAUAGAGGCUAUGGAGUUUCUGGGGUUAGCCGAGUAGGAAGAUGGGCUCAGCCGAUUACAUUCUUAGACAUUCAUGAGUGUGAUACUUUUACAAUGUGUAUCUUCUGCUUCCCAACAUCUUCAGUGAUUCCAUUGCAUGACCAUCCAGAGAUGACUGUGUUCAGCAAAAUCCUGUACGGAUCACUUCAUGUUAAAGCUUAUGAUUGGGUCGAACCUCCAUGUGUUGUCACACAAGACAAAUCUCAAGCAGCACGGUUGGCGAAACUAGUUAAAGACAAAGUUGUAACGCCACAGUCUGAACUACCAGUGUUGUACCCGAAGACUGGAGGCAAUCUCCAUUGUUUCACUGCGCUGACUCCAUGUGCUGUGCUUGACAUUCUCACACCUCCUUACAAUGAAAGUGCUGGCAGGUCUUGCAGUUACUACAUGGACUAUCCUUUCUCCACUUUCGCAAUUGAGGAAGGAGUGAAGACAGUAGAAGGAAAAGAAGAUGAGUACGCUUGGCUUGUGCAGAUCGACACACCUGAUGAGCUUCACAUGCGUCCUGGAUCGUAUACGGGUCCAACUAUUCAGGUUUAGAUUGUUGCAGUUUGGUUUUGUAGCUAAGUAGAGUACUCUUUGUGUAUCAUUACUCCAAGUUAAAUUUCUGGAGAGAGGAUGUCAAAUACAAUUUUGUGUUAAAGGUGAACUCCUUGUCCUUGUCUGCUUCACACGAAUACAAUCAAUUGAAACUAUUUUCAAUGUACAUAAAGGUCGGUAAUGAGA